GUUUGAAAAGUUUGAGGUGUUAAGUAGGACUGUGAACAUCUGGGUUUGCUUGCUGCUGGCAUUCGACCAGCGUCUCAGCAACAACACUGCCUCCCAGCUUUGCAAGAUGCCGAGAAAAAAUAAAAGAUCCCAGGCACAAAAGAAGCGCUGGAAACCACUUGACCUGGUUGAUCCUGCUGUCCCAGUGCUCACUGGCCACAACCAAGAUGAGGCAGUCAGUAGUUUUCCAUCUGACCAGCAGACGGCACCAGCCAGGUUAUCUUUGGAAACAAAGGAUAGACCCACCUCCUUAUGUUCCCCAGGUACCAAGCAGACAGCACCAGCCAGCUUGUCCUUGGAAACGCAGAAUAGACCCACCUCCUUAUGUCCUCCAGGCAGCAAGAGUUCCGAAACUCGUCCACCAGCAAAACGAGUCUGGGCAACCGAUGAUUUCCACAUGGCAUCAAAUUCUCCACCUAAAAAGCCUUUCCACAACACAAAUGAAGAACUAGUGACAGAGGAGCUACAGAGCAACGCAGUUCAGCACUUCUGGUGUGUCAGUGCAACUCAUUGUCAAAGUGAUGAAAGGUACACAGAAUUCUCUCGAAAUCAUCAGUGCACAUGUAAUGCCCUCACAUUCCUGGCCUACCUUAAUGAGGAACACCAGUUCAACACAGCCCGACUUGAUAAGGUGCUUGAACAGGGAGAUGCACUCUACUGUUGGAUUAAAACACAUCUUCAGCAGGAGAGGCGUUAUACGCAAAAUCAUCUGACCAUGGAGGACCUGCCCAAAGAAGUUCAUGCUGACAUAAACGUCUACAGUGUGAAAAUGGACAACAUAAGGUAUGGAUACCUGAAAGCAGCAGACAAAACUUAUCAAAGAAAAGAUUGGUGGUUGCCUCUUGCUAGUCGCCUUGUAUGUCUGUCAACAGAUGUGAGCUAUGCUUUGCUCAUGGUCUCGCCUCAGUGCAUUGCAGUUUUCCGUGACAAAUCUGGGAGGUAUGGAUUAUUUGAUUCACAUUCAAGAAGUGCAGCAGGUUUACCCCAGCCAAAUGGAACAGCAGUCAUGCUCACUUUCACUCAUGUGAAUGACCUGAUCACCCACCUGCAUAACCUUUUUCAAAAUCAAGGCAGGUAUGCAAGAUAUGAGUUUGUGCCUGUUUCUUUCAAAAGACUCAGCACUCACAACGAACAGCCUGCACAGUCAACUCAAGCAACACCAGGAGCAACAGGUAUAUCGCCACAAAAUGAUGAACCACAAAUCACAAAUCCCACUGUGCAAGUGCCUCAACCAGAAUCAGCCCAAACCUACAUGACAAUGUUAGAAAGUGCUUUAAACCCACAAGAAGACAAAAUGGCUUCAAAUCAAAUUUGUGAACAUCAACUUGAAACAUCUGUUGAUCCAACAAGCAACAUCCAAACAGAACAACAAGAAAAUCUUGAACUCAAUAAUGAAAGAGAUAAAGUCAUAGAUAAACCCCCCCAAAAAGCAAGAAAUGUGUGCAGAUUAAAUAAACGACGUCGUGGGAAAGCUAUUCGUCAAGCUCAAAGUCACAAGCAGCAUGUAAAAGCUAAAGAAAAAUCUUCAUCUGAAGACUUGGCAAAGAAGAUAAACAAAAAAAGACACGAAAAGGAACGAUAUGCCUGCUUUUCUGAAUUUCGAAUGAAAAAAUUACAGGCUGUGAAAACUCAAUAUGCUCAAAACUGUCAUCGCCAUAAACAAAAACUGUUAUCAGCCAAAGAUUAUUAUGCAAAUCCUCAUAUUCAAGAGAAGAUAAAAGCCCGCAAUGUGAAGAGAUACAAAAAUGAUCCUCAUUUUCAACAAAAAAAGAGACACUACAUUAUCAGAAGAUAUGCCACAGAUGCCAGCUUUCGAACCAGACAGAAGCAAUAUCUGGUCCAGAGGUACAACACGGAUGCUGACUUUCAAAGCAGACAGAAAAAAUACAUAAGAACAAAAUAUGCAUCGGAUCCAAACUACAGGCACAAACAAAAAAAUCAAUUCAUGCCAGGUAUCAUAAUGACUCACAAUUCAGACUGCACCAUAUACAGCGCUGUGCAGAGUACCAGAGACACAAAAUGGCUACCACUGCAUCUUUCGCCAUUUAUAAAAAGUUGUGUGCGCAGAGAAUAAAGAAGAAAUACAGACGACUAGUAACACAAUUCCAGCAGGGUCCACAGUCUGAAGCACAGCCCCAGCUUGUAGUGAAUAGUGUGAUGCAAGCAGCCACAUUAGCUUUCCGUGAAACAAUUAAGUUAGGACCCACCCAUGUCUGUACAGUGUGCCACAGAACUCUGUUUCCUAAUCAAGUUAAACACUGCAAAAGAUCAAAGUAUGUUAAAAAUAGUCACAUUGUUGACACUUGCUUGACAGGAAAAUUUGUUCAUGUUUGUGACGGGGAAUGCUCAGCUAAUUGUACUUUCCCAAAACAAAGAAUGGAGGAGUGGAUUUGCUACAACUGUGACAGCCACCUACAACGAGGAAAGAUCCCUUCCAUCGCAGUGGCAAACAAUUUAGCACUAGCACCCAUUCCAAUUGAACUGAGUCAAUUAAAUGUACUAGAACGACAACUGAUUGCUAAAAUUCUCCCGUUUGCCAAAAUCAUUGCAUUACCAAAAGGACAGCAAAGAGCCGUACAUGGGGCUGUUGUUUGUGUACCGUCGGAUGUGGAAACCACAGUAAACUGUCUUCCCAGACCUAGCAAUGAAGCCCAGCUCCUGCAGGUACAACUGAAAAGACACAUCAGAUUCAAAGGAUACCAACACUUCUACACUGUGAACAUGAAGAAUGUGUUAGCAGGA
Molecule: messenger RNA, 2781 nt
Organism: Oreochromis niloticus (Nile tilapia)
Lineage: Eukaryota; Metazoa; Chordata; Actinopteri; Cichliformes; Cichlidae
Exons: 6
Coding region: 107-2113 (668 amino acids)
Source: RefSeq, a predicted model, not a curated record